Messenger RNA from Dentiscutata heterogama, 420 nucleotides. The record is from the annotation of a GenBank genome assembly. NCBI's taxonomy places the organism in Eukaryota, Fungi, Glomeromycota, Glomeromycetes, Diversisporales, Gigasporaceae.
GUUAUGGUUUUGCAUCUGGCACAUCUUUUCUUAGUACGGAUAAACCAGUCUCAAAAUCCAAUGGUAAAUCAAAAAAUGAUGCGGAUUCAGACAAAGUUUCACAAUCGCCACCAAAAUCGGCACCCAAUCCUUCAUCUGAAACUUUUGGGAUUUUCAGUACUAAGCCUCAAUCUUCAAAAGGCCCUAAACGAAGCUGGACUUUUCCUGUUAAUAACGAUAUAUGUCCGCGCUGUACAAAAGCUGUUUACGCGGCAGAAGCGGUUAUGGGGGCUGGAAUAAAAUAUCAUAAAUUGUGUUUACGUUGCGAAACUUGCAGUAAGCUUUUAAAUUCUACUAACAUGACAGAUCGUGAUGGUAAACUUUACUGCAGUUCUUGCUACUCCAGAGAAUUUGGACCAAAGGGUUAUGGAUAUGGUGGAG